GUGGAGUUGGACGUGGAUGUUAUUAUCUUAGUUUGAAGUUGACUCGGCAGUAGCUACACUGUGUCCUUAUGAAUUUCCUCCGUGUUCCAGAAGAAAAUAUGAGUUUCAUUAAGGCUUAUUUGAGGGCACUCUGUGGAACAGACUACAUUUAUCUAGCGAACCUAAUGAAUUCUUUCAGGGAUUCAGGAACGAAGUCCAAUACAAUGGCCUGAAAAAUCAAGGCGCCACCUGCUACUUAAAUGCAGUAUUGCAGUGUCUAUUCAUGACUCCAGAAUUCAGAGAGGCAGUGGAGAGUUAUAAAGCCCCUGGAGACUGUGGUGAGGAAAAUCUCUUGCUACAACUUCAAAAGCUGUUCACACAGCUGUCAGAAAAGACAGCCACAACUGGAGAAAUAACCAAGAGUCUUGGCAUUAGAAGUGUUUUUGAGCAACAAGAUGCAGUGGAGUACUACAGGAAGAUUUUAAAAGCAGUGGGCACACAUGCCUCUAAGGUCUUUGAAGGGAAAAUGAACAAUAUAACAAAAUGUGUCUCAUGUGGCAAUGAAAUCACAGAAACCAACACCUUCAUCUCAAUACUGCUGUCUAUCGAUAACGUUAAUGAUAAGUAUGAUAUGGAAAAAAGCCUGAAGACCUUCUUUGAACAUUCAAAACUAGAAGAGGAUGACUGGAUGUAUUGUGAAGGAUGUGAGCGCAAAACAGAAACAGAAACUUGGAGUGAAAUACAUGAAUAUCCCACUGUUCUCGCUCUGCAUCUGAAGAGGUUUGACUUUGAUUACAUACAGAUGAGAUACGAGAAGAAUGAAUGUCGUCUGGAUGUACCUCUAAGUCUUCCCGAAGAGAAUAAUAGGCCUAGAUAUGAUCUUUAUGCCGUUAUCAAUCAUAAGGGUGGAUACAGUGGUGGACACUACGAUACAGUCAUCAGAUCUUAUGAAAAUGGGAUAUGGUACCGUUUUGAUGACUACACUGUAACACAGACUUCAGAAUCAUCACUGGAAAACUCAAGCCUACCAUACAUGCUGAUGUACAGAAAAUCGUUGAGCUCUGGCAGCAUCAAAACAGCUGCGUUGAACCCUGGCAGCAUUCCCCAUCCUAUGAGGAUUCUUCUAAUAGGGCCUUCCAGAGCUGGGAAAAGUACAGUAGGCAACAUCAUCCUUGGUGGGAGUUACUUUCUUUGCAAAAGUGGAUCGGAGACUGUGACGAAAGCAUCCAUGGUGAAGACAGUGGGAAAGGUCACUGUAGUGGACACUCCAAAUCUCUUUUCCCUCAGCAAAUCGAGUUGGGACAAGGAAAUGCAGAAGUUAUCUGACCCUGGGCCCAGUGUGAUUCUCUGGGUAACACCGAUAUCUAAAUUCAGUGAGCAACAGCAAGGUCUUUUCCAUACCUUCAAAAAACGACUAGAUUCAAGAACCACAAAACGAAUGAUGAUUAUCUUCACAAAUGGCAGACAGCUUAAAGAAUUUGUGCAACCCAUUGACAGAUUUAUAUCAGAUCACAGAAAGCUCUGUAAAGUGGUUCAUUGUUGUCAGAACAGGUAUCAUGUCAUUGACAUCACUGAUGGUCACAAUUACACUUCAGAAUUGCUUCAAAAACUCAGCGAGAUGGUGACAUCGAAGGAAGCUACUGCAAUUACUCCAAUGCAAUUAAAGUGUUUAAGAAGAAGUCUUAAGAAGAAGACGACAAAAAACAUCAAAGCAACAAAAAAUGUGUGAACAAAAUUGGUGAAUAAUGAGAAAAUUUAUGCUUGAAAUGCGGCGAAU
This is a messenger RNA of Megalobrama amblycephala (Wuchang bream), 1756 nucleotides long. RefSeq names its product ubiquitin carboxyl-terminal hydrolase 47. Gene Ontology annotation, biological process: protein deubiquitination. Bases 263 to 1708 code for a protein of 481 amino acids. Gene Ontology annotation, molecular function: cysteine-type deubiquitinase activity; cysteine-type endopeptidase activity; GTP binding. Lineage: Eukaryota; Metazoa; Chordata; Actinopteri; Cypriniformes; Xenocyprididae. Gene Ontology annotation, cellular component: cytosol; nucleus. The transcript has 11 exons. The record is from RefSeq and is a predicted model, not a curated record.